This is a messenger RNA of Carica papaya (papaya), 1781 nucleotides long. The record is from RefSeq and is a predicted model, not a curated record. NCBI's taxonomy places the organism in Eukaryota, Viridiplantae, Streptophyta, Magnoliopsida, Brassicales, Caricaceae.
AAACGUUUCAAACGAAUAUGCGCACGUGAAACCCAUGCCGGACCAAUCAGUCCAUUUCACCGGCCACCAAUCUUAACCGGACUGUUGACUGCUCAGUCAUUGCAGUGUGCAGGUACCAGAUUGUACCUGAUCACAUCUCGACCGUCCACUGGGACCACCACCAAUGUAAAGUGCCGGAAUCCCACCAAUAUUAUUAACACGUACUCCCUGCAUCACCCUCCAUUACGAUCUUAAAGUUUCUCUCCGUAUUCUUCUCCUUUCUCCCGAUACCAAAUCUUUAACACCCGAACAGUCAGCAGCAGCGAUGGCGGAAGCUUCUACAUCGCGUGAAUCUACCACCCUACUUUCCCCUUACGAGAUGGGCAAGUUCCACCUCUCACACAGCUAAUUAUAGUUUGGAGGGGUGUUUGUGGCAGGGUGGUGUUGGCGCCAAUGACGAGAUGCAGAGCGUUGAAUGGAAUUCCAGGGCCAGCUCUUGCGGAGUACUAUACACAGAGGUCAACUCCUGGUGGCUUCCUCAUCAGCGAGGGCACUAAAAUCUCCUCAACAGCCGCCGGGUUCCCUCAUGUGCCUGGUAUUUACACCGAGGAACAAUUAGAGGCAUGGAAGAAAGUGGUGAAUGCCGUCCACGCCAAAGGAAGCAUCUUUUUCUGUCAACUGUGGCACGUUGGCCGCGCAUCUCACCCAGUUUAUCAACCGGAUGGAGGAGCGCCUAUAUCAUCCACCAAUAAACCAAUAUCAGGAAGGUGGAGAAUUCUGUUGCCAGAUGGAUCCCAUGGCAAGUAUCCAAAUCCUCGAGCUUUGGAAACCUCUGAAGUCUCAGAGGUGGUCCAGCAUUAUCGCCAGGCAGCCAUCAAUGCCAUUCGAGCAGGCUUUGAUGGAAUUGAGAUCCAUGCGGCGCAUGGCUAUCUUAUUGACCAAUUCUUAAAGGAUGGGAUCAAUGACCGGACAGACAAGUAUGGUGGACCAAUUUCAAAUAGGUGCAGAUUUUUAGUGGAGGUUGUUCAAGCUGUUGCAGCAGCCAUCGGGACUGAUCGAGUUGCUGUAAGAAUUUCACCUGCAAUUGAUCACCUUGAUGCCACAGCCUCUGAUCCACUCCACCUAGGCUUGGCUGUGGUUGAUAGACUUAACAAAAUACAGCAAGAACUGGGCUCAAAACUUUGUUAUCUCCAUGUGACUCAGCCUCGUUACCAUGCUUAUGGCCAAACAGAAGCUGGUGUACAUGGAAGUGAAGAAGAAGAGGCUCAGCUAGUGAGGGCCUUGAGAAGAGCUUACCAGGGAACUUUUAUGUCUAGCGGUGGGUUCACUAGGGAACUAGGAAUCCAAGCUGUGGCAGAAGGUGAUGCUGAUCUUGUAUCAUUUGGUCGCCUUUUUAUAUCAAACCCUGACUUGGUCUUCAGAUUUAAGGUGAAUGCACCUUUAACUAAGUAUGACAGGAAGACAUUUUACACCCAAGAUCCUGUCCUUGGCUACACAGACUAUCCUUUUCUAGGAAAAGAGAGAAGGAAUCAGGUACCCCAAUCCCGCCUGUGAUUUGAAAUUUUGAAUGUUAUCUAUAUAUAAAAUUUUGCCAUAGAAGUUGAUUAUUUGAAUGUAACCAAUUGUUGAGAAUCCUACUAUAGAAGAAUGAAGUGUUCUGAGUCGCUGUUACUGCUAUGCUAUAGUUGAGAGUUUGAUUCACCCGUGUCAUUAAAUUUUGUGUUUUGCCGCAUUGUCCAAAUUGUCAAAUGUAAAAAUUAUUAACUGAGAGGAUUAAACAGGUUGCAUCUUUAUAUUGCAAA